Aptenodytes forsteri (emperor penguin) is the source of this 716-nucleotide messenger RNA. It is a transcript of the gene NDUFAF3, whose product is annotated as NADH:ubiquinone oxidoreductase complex assembly factor 3. The transcript has 4 exons. The coding region runs from base 1 to 321 and encodes 106 amino acids. Gene Ontology annotation, biological process: mitochondrial respiratory chain complex I assembly. The record is from RefSeq and is a predicted model, not a curated record. Gene Ontology annotation, cellular component: mitochondrial inner membrane. NCBI's taxonomy places the organism in Eukaryota, Metazoa, Chordata, Aves, Sphenisciformes, Spheniscidae.
AUGCGGUUUGCCACUGUAGCUGGGCUCUGCGCAGCGCAGGGCAAUGAGCAGCUAUGGGUUGGCUCCUACAGGGACAUCUCGCAUGAGAGUCUGUCGCUAUUCCGGCUGCUGGAGCCCCAAAUAGAGAUCCUGGUGCUGGGCACAGGAGACAGGGUGGAGCGGCUCCACCCCGCCGUGCUGAAGCAGAUGCGGGAGUGCGGGAUCGCUGUGGAGGUGCAGGACACGCCAAAUGCGUGCGCAACCUUCAACUUCCUAACAAGUGAAAAGCGCGUGGCAGCUGCUGGGCUCAUCCCUCCGCGGGGUACCUACAUGGGGAUGUAGGCUCUGCCUGCCACGGGCUGAACAGCUCUUCCUCUUCCCUGCCUGGAGCCCCCAGCCCUCACCACCCCCAGCGGAGAAAUGCUUUGGACUAAACUGUCGGAGCCCGGCUGUGGCUGGGUGGUGGCUCUCUGCACACAGGAGGGUAUUGUGAAAUGCGCGGGCUUGGCUCUGCCCCAAAGUCCCUGGCUUCCCGGCCGCCUUGCCCAGUGCUGGGGGCUGCAGGGCACAGCGCGAGGCCCGAGCGUUGCCGGCAGCACUGCAACCGCAGCCCUGCUGCUCUGCCUUGGCAGCAGGAAGCCAUCACCCCGAGGCAGGGUGGAGGCUGGCGGGGUGAGCUGCACGCCCCUGGGUAUGUUUGGGGCUCCGGAAGGAAAAUACAUGUAAAUUGGAAGUAC